GCACACAGCCUAUUAUCUCCAAUAAUUCGUACAAAGAGAAAGAGGACUCUGCAACAGAAGAGCGUAUUGCUAACAUUCUCAGUGAGGCUCAGGUCGCCAUGCACAUGAAGAAGAACCUAGAACAGCAACAGGUUGCCGGUGCUAUAGUAUCAAGUCUGUAUCACCACGAACUCUCUAAACUGGGAGGGACUCCACCAGGGUUAGCCAUGAUGUCUCCCACGAUGCCGCCGGUCUCCCUCUCCAACGGACCGCACUUUUCCCGAGAGGGACCCAGAAAAGUGAAAGAGGGGGACUCUCGAUAUCAUUCAUCCUCAUCAUCCCAAGAAGACAUGGCUUCAGCUCAAGAGAUAGUCACCAGAAUUUACCGACAAGAGCUGAUCAAGCUGAAAAAAGCUGCUGAUGCAGCUGGUAAUAUGGCAGCUAGUGCCAUGUAUGCACAAGAGCUCGGUCGCCUUGAUGUUUCGCAGAAUACUGGCAUGCCCAUCUCUUCAUCUUCCCAACUGCGACACUCAUCUUCGUCGUCACCUCCUCCUGCAGACAGUCCUGAACCAUCACCCCUGGCACUAGACUACAGGUCUACACGUCCAUAUGGCCUGAAGCUGAAAACUGAACCCCCAGAUAGCACAUCUGAUGAGACUGCCUCUCAUGUCAACAACUGUGGAGCUAUUGACUUGAGCAAACCAUCAUCACAUGCAGGCUCCACCCCAAGUUCUUCACCAACCAGUGAGUCUGGCAGACAUGCUGGAAGUGCCUUUUUCUUGGUGCAUCCUCGGAUGAACGGCCACGAUUCCGGAGUCUCCGAAAGUCCUGUGACUCCCACCCAGCAGCAGCAGCAAGGAUCCACUGGAGGACCUCGGUAUGGAUCGGUACCUCCAGCAGAAUGCUUGUCUCCAUUGCAGAGGAUGCAGAACAUAGCCAACUCACUAACAACUCGUCCCAACGUAGGCAUGCCCAGUAACAAACCAUUGCGUGCCAUUUUGCCGCCAAUAACUCAAGAGGAAUUUGAUCGCUAUGCAAAUGUCAACACUGAUGAUCUGGUUAAAAAAAUCAAGGAAACUCUCUCUCAGUACUCAAUCAGCCAGAGACUUUUUGGAGAGAGCAUUCUUGGGUUAUCUCAGGGAUCGGUUUCUGACCUUCUAGCAAGGCCAAAACCUUGGCACAUGCUGACUCAGAAGGGAAGAGAACCAUUUAUACGCAUGCAGAUUUUUCUGGAAGAUGCUGAAUCAAUCCCAAAGUUAGUAGCGUCUCAGUAUCGUAUCCCACCUGACAAGUUAAUGAGGUCCAAUUCUAGAGGAUCAAGUGAGCCUG
Candidula unifasciata is the source of this 1308-nucleotide messenger RNA. The record is from the annotation of a GenBank genome assembly. Lineage: Eukaryota; Metazoa; Mollusca; Gastropoda; Stylommatophora; Geomitridae.